UACAAUAAAAUUCUCUCCGUAAAGUCAAAUUACCGCGUACGUAAAAUUGUGAGUUUAAACAAAAUGUAAAUUGACAUAUUGGAAUAUUCAAAUAAUUAGGUCGAAUGUCGAGGUCUCAUUGGAUACAUUUGCAGCAAACGUUUAAUUAUUUAUCGAAUAUAUUUUAUAUUUUUCACUUUGCGUAUGUUAUGACUGGGCGAUCUGUAAUCAACUCGACAAAUACAUAAUACUACGUACGAUCCAUAAUCAGAAGAACCGGUCAGUGUGUAAUUGGACGUUGUGGGAGACACGAUAGUUUUGUUGUGUAGGUUGUAGUAUUCGUUUUAUUUGUGGUCCAGACUUACUAGUGGACAUUACAUUGCCACUGGUGGGAGAGCACUCACUACCUUCUUUUGCAUAUACUCAUUCGCCACAACGAGAUUUAUUUCAUUUCAUUCAAUUCAUUCAAAUUAUUUUAUUGACUCUUGUAUUUAUUUUUUUUUUUUUAUCAGAAAAAUUAUUUAUUUUAUUUCGUUUUUGACCGGCACUUUUUUUUGCUCCGCCAAUAAUUACAAAAAUGCAACUGAUACUGCGUUUUGCAGCCUGGAUUUCAGCAAAGCUGUUACUACUUUUGAAGCCGUUUUUUUGGUACCGCGACUGCAUAUCGCCACCAAAAUUACCUCCGACUUCAGAUUCAAUGUUUGAACUCUCAGCUUGUCAAUUAGCAAAAAAAAUAAGACAAGGCGACAUAUCAAGUGAGUCCGUAGUAGAAGCAUACAUCCAAAGAAUAAGAGAAGUUGACCCCUUCAUAAAUUCGGUAGUUGAUAACCGCUUCGAAGAUGCUCUGCGUGAAGCCCGACAUUGCGAUAAAAUGCUCGAGGCUGGAAUAGUCACGACAAUGCAGCUUGAAUUGGAAAAACCUUUUUACGGUGUACCAUUCACUGUUAAAGAAAGCUGCGGGCUCAAAGGUCUCAGUUACACGGGAUGUACUUUAGUGCGUUUGGGAAUCAAAGCUGAUGAAGACAGUCUCAUUGUAGAAAGUAUGCGGGCUGCUGGUGGUAUUCCCCUUUGUGUUACGAAUACACCGGAAUUGUGUUCCGGGUUUGAGUCGACCAAUCCAAUUUAUGGUACAACUCUUAAUCCUUAUGAUGGAAGACAUUCCGCGGGCGGAUCUUCUGGUGGGGAAGGCGCAUUGAUUGCUGCCAGUGGAUCUCUUAUUGGAAUUGGAUCAGACAUCGGCGGGUCCAUUAGAGUUCCUGCGCUUUUUAACGGAAUUUUUGGACACAAACCAACCCCUGGAAUAAUUCCGAUCAAAGGACACUUUCCAAUGGUGGAAAAUAGCGAAUUCCAACGGUAUCUGACAUUGGGCCCAAUGACCAGAUACGCGGAGGAUCUUCAUAUGGCGGUAAAAGUUAUGACGAAAGAUUGUAAAAAAAAUUUACGUCUUGAUGAACCGGUUGAUAUUGCGAAGUUAAAUGUUUUCUAUUUGGAAGAUAUUGAUAACAAUUUUGGCAUCAAUACUACCAGUGAAGAUAUCAGAGACGCGAUUCGUCGUGCCGCUAAAUACUUUGAGACUUGCGGUGCUAAAAUUAGCAGACCUGUUAUUGAAGAGCUGAGUGAUAGUUGCGAGAUAACCGUGACGAAGCUUUUUACGAUGUCUGAUAUGCCCCCGAUAUUAAUCCAUCCAAGAGAUCCAAAAGGAAAAAUAAAUCCAUAUUUGGAAUUGGCAAAAUCAACAGUAGGACUUUCAAAAUAUUCAAAAUCAGCGAUAUUUAUGGCUAUUGUCAAAGAAAUGAAUGGUUUUGUUUCUGAAUCAAAAUUUCCAUACUAUGAAGAGAAAUUCAAAAGAUUACAAGAAAAAUUACUGAAUAUUUUGGAUGAUACUUCGGUAUUAUUCUUCCCAACAUUUAUAACUCCAGCUCCAGCUAUUGGUCAGUGUGUUUUAUUAACAGUAGCAGGUGUAUUUUGUCUCAUAUGUAAUGUUCUUGGUCUGCCAUCAACUCAAGUACCAAUGGGAUUAAAUAAGCAAGGCCUGCCAGUAGGAUUUCAGGUGAUCGCAGCACCUCAUCAAGACAGACUCUGUUUAGCGGUAGCCAAAGAGUUGGAAAAAGCAUUCGGUGGCUGGAUUCCACCAUCAAAAGUCUAGUUUAU
Messenger RNA from Microplitis demolitor, 2130 nucleotides. RefSeq names its product fatty-acid amide hydrolase 2. Lineage: Eukaryota; Metazoa; Arthropoda; Insecta; Hymenoptera; Braconidae. The transcript has 10 exons. The record is from RefSeq and is a predicted model, not a curated record. The coding region runs from base 557 to 2125 and encodes 522 amino acids.